CGUACAUCACCGGAUUGGGAAAGGGUUAAAUGUGUUAAUCUCGCCAACCCGUGCUUUGUUUUUGCUUUUCCACAGGGCAGCGAUGAAGCGGCAUGGGAUGAGAUCUGGGCAAGCAGGAAAAUUAUUUUACUUCUUAGCCUCUAAUAAUCGACGCAAAAUUGAUUUGGAAUAAAAUUAUUAAACCCUAUAAAUUGAGGAAUCAAUUCGUUAAAGCCAUCCUGAGCUAUUUUUUGUUGUUGCUUUAAUCUAUUUUCUUUCCAAUGAAACUUAACUUGGCACCGUUGAAAAGAUCGGUUACAACCAGCCUAAGGACGACCAAAACAAAUUAAGAGAUUGCAGGAAAGAGGUAAUCGGUCAGCGGAAACCUACGCAGCUUAGCAAACUAUGUUUUUUAAUCGACAACGCUAGCACAGAAGCAGCAGCAGCAAAUGCAAAUGUUGACUCCAGUGGAAGGAUGGUGAGAAACGAACGAACAAUUCACUUGCCACAGCAUCUCCAGAUUUACACCUGAAGUAGCACCAGUGGAGGCCACUGAACCCGAGUGUCGACUGCGAGCGAGCACAGCUAAAACUGGCCAAUCGGCGGACUCGCGUCGCGAUGAAGGGACUCACGGGAAGCCACACUCAGCCGCAGCUGAGCUCGAUGGCUUCCGGCGGCAGUCUGGGCGGCCUCAGCGGGGGCGGCGGCCCCAUGAUGUCGGACGAGACGCUGCGGGCCACGGCGGUGGGCGACGGCUCGCGGAGGGCCUACAUGCUGGGGCCUCCGCCGCCGCUGCUGGAGCACGUGGCGGGGGGGGGCCCGCCGUCCGUGGCGGCGCACCACGGCCUCAUCAUGCCCGGCGUGCCGCCCCACGGCGGCGCUGCGUCGGUGUCGCGCGCCUCCAUGCAGGUGGAGAUGGCGGGGAUGGCGGGCAGCGGCUCCCACCCACACGGGUUCCCGCUCGUGCUCACCGAGCAGCUGAGCGCCAGCAGCACCUUCCCCAGGAUGCACCACUACGCUGGCGGCGGAGGUGGUGGCGGUGGCAUCAGCAUGAUGUCCGGUGGUGGCGGGGGCGGUGGCGGCGGCGGCAUCCUGCCCUCGCCCUCCUACUACGACCCGCGAGACGACGGCUCCAUGACGCUGGCGCACCCGGGCAGCCUCUCGGGCCGCAUCCACCGCCUGCCCACCAACCUGCUGGACCAGUUCGAGCGACAGCUGCCGAUGCACGGGCGCGACGGCUUUCGCACGCUGCAGUACCAGCGCCUCACCCUCGAGCAGCGCAGCAACAGCUCGGGGCGCAUCCGCCACCUCGUGCACUCGGUGCAGCGCCUCUUCACCAAGUCGCACUCGCUCGAGGGGCCCGGCAAGGGCCUCAACGGCGGCCUGAGGGCCGACGCGCACCGCCGCCAAGGCAAGGGCGGCAAGGACCGCCGCGCGCAACAGGACUCCGCUGCCGCCGCCGCUGCCGCCAAACAAGUGAAGCCCGGGGCGGCGGGGCCGGCGGGCGCCGGCGGGGGAGCGGCCCCGCCGGUGGGCGGCACACUCGACAAGGCCUGCAGCGGCAGCGCGGGGGGAUCGUCUGCCAGCAGCUGGUGGAGCUCCGACACGACCCUCGACCACCACCACCACCAGCAGCAGCAGCAGCACCACCACCACAUGGGCGUUGGGAUUGGCAUUCUGACAUCCCCGGUGGGAGGGAUGGGGGGCCUGUCGGGCUCCGGUGGGGGCCUCCAGGCCAUGGGGCUUCAUGGAGCCGGGCCGCCCGGUGGUGGCGGCGGCGGCGGCAGCGGAGGGAGAUUUGGGAUGGUGCCGACAGGCGGAGGCUGUGGUAUGCCGCCGGUGGGGAGGUUGGGGUCCGUCGGUGGCGGCGGUGGUGGGGGAAUCAGCAUGGCGAGCACCGCGCUCGGCAUGGGCAUCCUGAGCUCGGCGGGCGGCUUGGGGCCUGGCUCGGAGCCCCCCGGAGUAUCGUACUACAUGGACCCGCCGUGCCCCAGCUACGACGAGCUGCCCCCGCCAGGCACGGGCGGCAGUGGCGGUGGGCCCUCCUCGUCUGCGUUGGCCUCAGCCUCGAUGUCGGCGCAAACGGCCGAUGAGGCAAAGUACAUCAAGCACGGCACGUGGACGGCUCUCACCAUCAACAAGGCGCAGGAGGUGUACCGCAAGGCGUCCCUCAACCUGGAGCGGGGAGACAAGUCGGGGCCCUGCCACUAUCUUCAGGUCCCGCGCGAAGGCUGGAGCACGCUGCCCGAGAGCGGCGGCCGCAGCGGCGACAGCGAGAUCCCGUGCCGCCGCAUGCGCAGCGGCAGCUACAUCAAGGCGAUGGACGAGGAGGAGACCGACGAGGAGGACGAGGACGAGGAGGAGGAGGAAGAGGAGGAGGACAGGGCACGCGAGGAUCGCGACGACGAGGGAGACGACGACGAGGCGGACGAGGCGGCCGACGAGAUGGAGGCGGCGCCGCUGCCCAAGCUGUCGCUGCACGGCGCGUGCCGGCGCGAGAGCUACCUCAAGGCGACGGGACAGCAGAGCCUGGGCCAGAGCCUGAACGAGCAGGCCUGUCUCAAGGGCUCCCCGAAGAUCUACGCGCGGAGCCACAGCUACCUGCGCGCAGUGAGCGCGGUGUCCAUCAACCGCAGCACGGAGAGCCUGGACGCGAGCACGCUGCUCGGCUCGCCCAAGUUCCGCUCGCGCAACGAGAGCUACAUGCGAGCCAUGAGCGCCAUCAGCCAGGCGAGCGCCAUCAGCCAGGCGAGCUGCAUCAGCCAGGCAAGCUGCAUCAGCCAGGCGAGCUGCAUCAGCCAGCUGAGCGAGGUGGAGGUGAACGGGCAGUUUGAGACGGUGUGUGAGUCGGUGUUCAGCGAGGUGGAGGCGCAGGCGGUGGAGGCGCUCGACCUGCCCGGCUGCUUCCGCACGCGCUCGCACAGCUACCUGCGCGCCAUCCAGGCGGGGUACGUGCGCGACGAGGACGACGACGCCGCCUCCUCGCUGCAGUCCACCUCGCCGCCGCCGCCGCUGCCGCCCCCCGCCACCGCCACGAUCAGCACCAUCAAGACCGUCACCAUCACCACGUACAAGAAGACCCCGCCGCCCGUGCCUCCUCGCACCACCUCGAAGCCGUUCAUCUCCGUCACGGCGCAGAGCAGCACCGAGUCGGCACAGGACGCGUACAUGGAGAGCAGACCGCACGCCCACCACCAUCACCACCACCACCACCAACCGCACCACCACCACCACCAUCAGCAACAACAGCAGCAGCAGCACCAACACCACCAGCAGCAGCAGCAACAGCAGCACCAUCACCACCACGCUGUGCACGGACAGCACCAACAAGGACAGCCGCUGCCCCAGACUCAGACGCCGACGCAGAGACAGCCGCAGGCUCAGAUGCAGGCCCAGACGCAGAUGCAGCCUCGGCAGCUGCACCGGGCCGGCGAUCUGAGCUCGCAGACCACCAACUCGUCCUUCAACCAGGACACGGAGGGGCUCAGCAACUCCUCGGAGAGCCUCGACAGCGCCAAGGCCCUCACGGCCGCCAUGGACGCGGCGGCCGCUCAGAUACACGGGCCCGGGCCCCUGGUGGAACAGAGCCCCACGGUGGAGGAGGAAGACGAGGAGGAAGAAGAAGAGGAGGAAGAGGAGGAGGAGGCAGAGGAAGAAGAGGACGACUCGGAGUCAGAGGAGGAAGAGGAAGAGGAAAUAGAGGUCAAGAGGAAGGAAGAGGAGGAAGAGGAUGAUGAUGAUGAUGAUGACGACGACGAGGAUGAGGAUGACGAGGAGGAGCAGGAGGAGAGGGAGAGGGUUGCACAGACAGAGAGGGAGCGGAAACGGGAGCGGGAGAAAGAGGAAGAGAGGGAGAGGGAACGAGAGCGAGAGAGGGAACGGGAGCAGGAGAGGGAGCAGGAGAGGGAGAGCAAGGAGAUGGAGGAUGAAUGCCGGUGGCCCUUGCAGUGCCCAGCGCAGCGUCGGCAACAGAGCCCCACGGCAGAGCGGGGCCCCAUGGUGGAGCGUGGCUCCACGGCGGAGCGGGGCCCCACGGCGGAGCGGGGCUCCACGGCGGAGCGGGGCGCCGCGGCGGAGCGAGGCUCCACGGCGGAGCGAGGCCCCACGGCGGAGCGGGGCUCCACGGCGGAGCGGGGCCCCACGGCGGAGCUGCCGGUGGAGAGGGCAGCGCUGGCGCUGGCGGACGUGUCUGUUGCGGAGGUUGACGAGCGGCGCUCAUCCAUCGGCAUUCAGGUGGACAGCCCGGCAAAGUCCUCCGACUCGUCGGUCGAGGUGAAGAAGGUCAGCCGCUUCCAAUCCAUCGGCAUCCAGGUGGAGGAUGAGAAGAGGUUCCACCACCGCUUCGCGCGCUCCAACAGCAUCUCGGCGAGCGUGCAGGCGAACCUGUACGAGGGUGACACGCCGGCGCCGGCCCCCGGCGGCCUGGACCGCGUCCACUCUUACCGCGGCCUCAAGCCGCCCCCCCCUCCCCCUCCCCCACGCCGCAGCUCCGACUCCGACGCCCUCGCCGCCUCCACCUCCGCCUCGGCUUCCGCCGCCGCCGCCGCCGCCGUGGCCGCGGCCGCCGAAGCCGCGGUGGCGGCGGCGGCCGCCGUCGCCGCGCACCCGCACGUGACGCGCGGCUACGCCACCACCGGCACCGCGGCCCACGGCUCGCCUGGGCCGCCCCCCCCGAGCCUGGCCACCGCCGGGCCUGAGCCGGCGCGACCGAACCACCACCACCACUACCACGGCGGCAGCCCCCGCUUCGCGCAGAUCCAGCGGCAGGCGGAGGUGGAGCUGGACGACAGCCUGGCAGAUUUCGACCCGGCGGGGCUACCGCCCCCCGAGCCGUGGAUGCCCAACGACGCGAUGGGGCCAUCGCCCGUGCCGCUGCCCUUCAUGCUGCCACCGCCUCCGCCACCGCCUCCGCCUCCGCCGCCGCCGCCGCCGCCACCGCCGCCGCCGCCGCCGGUGCCGCCCCCCCCGCACCAUCUGUCCCGGCACGACGGGCCGUGGUUUGCUCGGUUGCUGCGCGCGGAGCGGGAGCGCAUGGAGGGGUGGUGCUACCAGAUGGAGCGAGAAGCCCGCGAGAAUGAGCUCCCGCAGGAAGUGCUCGGCAAGAUCGCCAACGCGGUGGGCAGCGCCCACGAGCUCAUGACGGAGAAGUUCCAGCAGUUCCACGAGCUGUGUUACCAGUGCACGGACCCUGGCGCGGAUGCGUGGGCUACGUCGCAGGAGAUGGCACGCUUCUGGGAAACGCUGCAGCUCUCCAUCGAGGAGAUCAGCCUCAAGUUCGACGAGCUGCUGCAGCUCCGAGCCAACGACUGGAAAGCGGCCGAGAACGGCGACCGCAAGCGAGAGCAGGACGACAGGAGGGUGGCCCCAACCGCCCAGGCAGACAAGAGGGCACCGUCUCCCCUGGAAGAGUCCAAGUCGUCCCGGAGCUCCUCGCCGCCGCUGCCGCCCCUGCACAUGCUACCGCCGCCGCUGAUGGUGGAGGAGCGGCGCGCCGCUUUCUUCCGCGAGGAGCGGAAGGUGCCGCCUCCGGUGCCCAAGAAACCACCCAAGGGCUCGUUGCCGUCCUUCCCCUGCCGGCAGCGAUCUGUGGACUUCGACAGCCGGCCGCGGGGCUGGCUGGAGGGCGCCGAGGGCCCGCUGGGCGCCGGGGGCGUGGCGGCGGCGGCGGACCGCGCCGCGCGCAUGGAGAAGGCCAGCAGCGUGGAGGCUUCGUUCAUGCCUGAGGCCCAGACGCGGCUUUAGACCAGAGUGUGGGCUCAUGCCAGUCUGUAGAAUGGCGUGUGGCCCUAGUUCGGACUGUUGCUGGGGGCUGGCUUUAGGCCGGAGUGUGGGCACAGGGUAGUUUAUAGGCUUGGAGUAUGAGCUCAUGGCAGGCCUAUCGCCUGGCUCCAGUUCAGGCGAUAGGCCAAAGUGUGGGCCCAGACUCAGUUGUAAGCUGGGGUGUGGCCCCAGGCUAAGCCGUUGGCUUAAGUGGAGUAAAUGAGCUCUGGCAGACAGUCAUGGGCGACGGCUUCCUGGGACACUACUAUGGGAUGUGAAGUUGACAUUUGAGUUCUAUUCUUUUCGGUUUUCCUUUUCUGUACUUGGGCUAUAACUAAAAUGGUUGUUCACAAUCACUAUGCUUCUCUCCAUUAUCUUCACCCAUUGUACUUAUCUACUCGUAAGCGUGUCUGUUUGGUUGUUGUUCUUCUCAGUUCUUUAUUUGUGCCAAACUUUCCUGCUGACGAACAGAGGCCAUCUCCUAGCCCCAAUGUUGUAGGUUAGGAAGCAGAAAAAUCUGCCACACAAAAAUUUACACUGAACAAAAAAACGUCCCUAAAACAACGCUCCUUUAAACCAAACCGCGUUGCUGAGCAGUGUUGGCGAAAUCUCGUUUUCUAAGCCUUUUAUUGGUGCCAACGGGAAGCAGGGCUUGGCAAACAGUGGCUCCAAUCCCACGCCUCGUGACACAUUUAUUCAUAACCACACGGCCAUACCCGGCGCUGAAGCUGGGCCACGGGCAGGCGUCCGUUUGCGAACAGUACAGGGUAUUCAUGAACCUCCGCUAUCGAGGGGACAAUCUUGCGCAGAACGUGCGACCCAUCGCUCUGCCGCCGCUGUGCCCACACGCACUCUGGGCCCAAAGUGUUUUGUGAAGGCCUUUUCGCACCCUGGAGUAACCAUCUUUGCAUUUUUCGUACGGUAGUUAUCAACCCCCCCCCCGCCCCCCCCACUAAUAGCCAUGAGAAAAACAUAAUGAAAAGCCCUGUACCAUAUCAUGCACGCAUUCUUUCAGGCCAUAUUGCAUUUCAAUUCACAUUAACGGCAAGAGGACCACAUCGCCUCACUACAGGGGAAUUUAACGUGAAAGUUACGCAAAGUCACACAAAACGCCAGAGCACAAAUGUAAAUGCAGACAUUUCUGAGCAGUUCGGUGGGGGGGGGGGCACCAAGGCCCACUACCCAACCAUCCCCCACACCCCACCUCCAAGGCUUACAACUCCAAUAGAGCGAGUUUGUUUUGACCCAAUGUGUGUUUUUUAGGAGGUUCCCUCCAUCCACAAGUAUAAGACGACCCGGCGGGAGGGUGAGCGAUGCGGGGGGUGGGGGCGGGGGUUGUAUAAGUUGGGACCCCGCAAUUCGCCAGGCUCGCCCUCCGCACGCGUAUCGUGCACUCGCCACCACGGUGUGCGGUGUCACGGCCGGUCGGUGCUGGUGGUGGCGACACGGUGUGCUGGGCAGGCCACCAACCCCCCACGCUGGGGGUAGCUCAGAUGUUUAAACACUCUGAGAGCGCGCGAACACUUGGGGCACACACUGCGGCGGUGCGGCACUGCCUGCCCCAAGAGGGUGCCGUGGGGGCGAGAUGUUAACUACCUCGCCUGGUAUACAGGAGGUCAUGGGCUCGAUCCCUACGCUGAUGCCUGUUGUAUAUUUGGAGUUUGCAUGUUCUUGGUCACGUGGGUUUUUCUCCGGGUCCUCCGGUUUAUUAUUUCCCCUCUGCAUUUAGAAACAUGCGUUUAGAGCGUUUGUCUGCUAUAAAUUUUCACAUGAUCAGUCAGGUCACUUCUGAAAACAGCUACGUAGCUCAGCGGGCCUUACCUGGUAAUAUAAAAAAAUAAGUUUAAAUAAAAAAUAAACAGUUUAAAGCAACUCAAACCAUGCACGCAAACAUUCGCGGUGCAUACAUGUGUGGGUAGAUAUGCAAGCAUGUCCAUAAGCACAGCCGUCGACAUUCUGACACAUCAAUAUUCCUCGUAAAUAUGGGCUAGCGUCAUGCCUGGCCACGUUUGUUGCUCCAGUACUGAUGUUCAACUGCAUUAGGUACCUAUUUAAGUCGGAAUCGACAUUGGGAAAGCCAAGGACAGGUUCAGAUAACACUUAAUGCCACUGAUUUUAUCUUUCACCUGGAGUCGAACCCCAUGUUAUUCGGGUUCAUAGUGCGUUGUGUGAACCUCUGCACCAGAGCUUCGCACAUACACACGCAUUUCAUAUACAAAGUCAAAGAUCCCCCCCCAUACAGCCUUCAACAGGCCGUUGGGGCAGGUGUUGUUAGCGAUCACCUUUGAAGACCCACACAGAACACAAGGGGGCGGGUGGCAAACACCACACCCAACCGCCUUUGUCUCCCUGGUGCUGAUGUUUACACACCGCAAAAGGUACAAAUUUAAGGCUGAGUCGACCUAGGGGAGGUGCAGGAUCGGCUCAUUCAUACAAAAAACAAAGAUCCCCCAUAUAGCCUUAACAGACUUGGGGAAAGUGCUGUUAGCGAGCAUCUAUGAAGGCCGGAACACUACACGAGGGGGUGGGUGGCCAACACCACGCCCGACCGCCUUUGUCUCCCUAGUGGCGACGUUUAUACACCGCACCAAGUACCCAUUUGAGGCUGAGUCGACCUAGGAGAGGCCCAGGACCGGUACAGAUAAUCGUCACCGGUGUUGGCCGUGAGCGGGAAUCAAACUCGGCUCGCCGGGUUUGUAGAGCAGCGCGCAAAUCACUUCACUACCGCACACGCAUCAAAACACACACUAUACAUAGUUAUACACACACACACAGAAGCAUAUUGCACAAUUGAAUGAAUCCAUGCCACCAGCGCCUGGGUUUUGUAUUCACAGUGGGUGUUGAAAUGGGGCUACACCUAUGGCGUGAUUACCCACGGUCCCGCCGUUAAGUUUAAUGUUUUUUUGACAUUCUACAAAGUGCCAUAUGUACUCUUGCCAUCUAAUAUGUAUAUAAUCUCGUAAUAUACAUACAUGAAAUAUACAUAUAUACAGUAUAUAUAUGAAGCAAAAAAAAACAAGCCACCACCACUACCAGAGAUAGCUACAUGCUCAAUAUUGUCCUUUGUUAUGCGAUACGAAACAGACGAUUGCGGCCAAUGCCAUUACGUAACAUCGACGGCAAUAAUCGUCACCACAAUGUUGACAAGGACGGUGGCGAUGCUAACGGCAAUUCUCUAAAUGUUUUGACCUGCACGCACGCCCAUGAACCCACCAUAUUAGUGUGUAGCCUGUACUCUGGGUCAGGGAUGUGGGGUAAAAGUGACUCACACGAUGUAUUUUCCCCCCUCCCCACGUCUUUUUUUUGUUGUUGCAGAACUGCGUACGCCCGUGUAUUAUAAUACCAAUAAAGUAUGAACUUUGUGAGUGUAGAGGCGAACGGGACUGGCAAAGACAGACGGACGGGUGGAUGGGCGAUUAGGCAGUUGUGUGUGCGUAUGCCUCUUCUAGAUUUUGAAAUGGGGACCUAGGACUUUGAACUUGCAUGGUUCUACUAUCGUGAAGUUCGUGACUCGUUCCGGCUUUUUGCGCUUAGAAAACCCUCCUCCCGUGAUGUGUACCGCACCAUCGCGUCGCGGUAACGUCUGUAUUUAAUGAGCGCUGAGCUGUCAAUCACACGCACACAUUUACACACACACAUUUACACACACACACGCACACAUUUACACACGCACACGUUUACACACACACACAUUUACACACACACACGCACACAUUUACACACACACACGCGCGCACAAAUAUGCAUACGUACACGCACGCACACCCAGGCACAGCGCUUUAUGAUUCAAUUUAAUUUAUUACUCGAAAGUAAGACUAUAUUUAUUUAAAAUAUAUUUUGAUGUAGUGCUCAGUUUACUUGAAAUCAAGUUCGGUUGGUUUUAUUCUGGGAGGUUGGGGUGGUUCAGUAUCAUGCCUCAUAUCAGUAAGCGUGCGUUUGAUUUCAUAUCUUAUAAUAUUUGCUGGUAAAAUGAAUACGUAAAUAAAAAGAAUGAAAGGU
Lethenteron reissneri (Far Eastern brook lamprey) is the source of this 9738-nucleotide messenger RNA. RefSeq lists its product as uncharacterized. Gene Ontology annotation, molecular function: molecular adaptor activity. The record is from RefSeq and is a predicted model, not a curated record. Gene Ontology annotation, cellular component: postsynaptic specialization; glutamatergic synapse; transcription factor TFIIA complex. NCBI's taxonomy places the organism in Eukaryota, Metazoa, Chordata, Hyperoartia, Petromyzontiformes, Petromyzontidae. Gene Ontology annotation, biological process: signaling; transcription initiation at RNA polymerase II promoter.